AUGCCAUUAUCCGCCAGCACUGUCUCCCCCGAGGACCUCACCUUGGACGGUCUCACGCACAUCAACUUCGCCUUCGUCUUCUUCGACCCGUCCUCGUUUCAGAUCGUUCCCAUGGAUAAGAACGCCGUCGCCCUCUUGAAUCGGUUCACUAAGCUCAAGGAAAAGAAGGCUGGCUUGCAGACUUGA
Molecule: messenger RNA, 186 nt
Organism: Colletotrichum destructivum
Lineage: Eukaryota; Fungi; Ascomycota; Sordariomycetes; Glomerellales; Glomerellaceae
Product: Putative glycoside hydrolase superfamily
Exons: 1
Coding region: 1-186 (61 amino acids)
Source: RefSeq, a predicted model, not a curated record